UCUCAACCGGAGCGUCGACAACUAGAAGCAGGUAGAAAUUUGGCGCAAAAUCCGUACGGUUGUGUGUCACACUCGCAUUGGACAGACCAUCUUCAAUGGUGGUGGACAGCUGAACAAGAACACCUUUCUGGAGUCAUCGCAGAAAAUGGCGUGCCACCUCUCUACUAUUGCCACCGGAAAGUCACCGGUAUUGCUCCUUCCACCGCAUUCUCCCCCAAUCGCCAGGAAAUUGCCAGCAAAUACAAGGUUCAAAUGUUGUAUCAAAUCACCAUUAACAAUAUCAAUCAAGGAUGCAACUACACAUCUUGUAUCAGCACUUGCUUCUUCCUUACUACUUCUAUCCUCAACAAAUCAGGUUUUGGCUACAGAACUUUCACAUAAUAAUUUAUGUCAGAUUUCAAGUACCACUAGCAACAUGCCAACUCUUCCUCUUGAUGAGGGUUCAAAUCUUAUGAUGAUGAGAGGCAUGACAGCAAGAAACUUUGAUCCUGUAAGAUACGCGGGAAGAUGGUAUGAAGUUGCAUCACUUAAACGUGGAUUCGCUGGACAAGGUCAAGAAGAUUGCCACUGCACCCAGGGGGUAUAUACGAUUGAUAUGGCAACACCAGCGAUCCAGGUGGACACAUUCUGCGUGCAUGGAGGGCCUGAUGGGUAUAUCACUGGUAUACGGGGUAGGGUUCAGUGCGUUUCAGAUGAAGAUUUUGACAAAACACAAACAGACCUAGAAAAACAAGAAAUGAUCAAAGAAAAGUGUUACCUCCGGUUUCCCACAUUGCCCUUUAUUCCUAAAGAACCUUACGAUGUCAUCGAUACCGAUUAUGACAAUUUCGCCCUUGUUUCUGGUGCAAAAGACAAGAGCUUUAUUCAGAUAUACUCAAGGACACCAAAUCCUGGGGCAAAAUUUAUAGAAAAAUACAAGCUUGUGUUGGCGGAUUUUGGGUAUGAUGCAAGCAAAAUUAAGGAUACACCACAGGAUUGUGAGGUGUCGGAUAGCAAAUUAGCUGCAAUGAUGUCCAUGAAUGGAAUGCAACAAGCUUUAACAAAUCAGUUUCCUGAUCUUGAACUUAAGUCUUCUGUUGAGUUUAAUCCUUUCACAAGUGUAUUUGAUACCUUCAAGAAGCUUGUUCCGCUGUAUUUUAAGUGAUCAAGGGUCUUUUUGGUAUUUCAUUUUGUGGAACUGCUAAAUACACUAGCUUGUGUAUACAACCAUACAAAUUUCGUUCAUGUCCU
Molecule: messenger RNA, 1230 nt
Organism: Lactuca virosa
Lineage: Eukaryota; Viridiplantae; Streptophyta; Magnoliopsida; Asterales; Asteraceae
Source: the annotation of a GenBank genome assembly